This is a messenger RNA of Entamoeba invadens IP1, 3486 nucleotides long. RefSeq lists its product as hypothetical. The record is from RefSeq and is a predicted model, not a curated record. Gene Ontology annotation, molecular function: guanyl-nucleotide exchange factor activity. Gene Ontology annotation, biological process: regulation of ARF protein signal transduction. The coding region runs from base 1 to 3486 and encodes 1161 amino acids. The transcript has a single exon. Lineage: Eukaryota; Evosea; Mastigamoebida; Endamoebidae.
AUGGAUUCGUCUCUAACUGUCGAAAAAGUGAUAAUGAUCAGCUAUCUACACCUCGCUCACAUCGCAACGUCAAUUGAGAAGGAUAACACUCUUGCAACUAAUAACCACAUCCAAGGUUCUUUGUCUAUCAUUGAAAAUAUUUUCAGUUCAAACCAAAUGAGCGAAACAGAAAUCGCAGAAGUCCUCACAACGUUUAUUGUGAUCCUUCAAAACCCAACAGAAAAAUUGGACAUUGUGAACGAAGCUUGUACUGCAUUAACAAAGAUCAUUCCAUGUCUUCAAAACAAUACACAAGGUGACGUUUUGGUUUCUUCAGUCGUCAUGUGUCUUCUCAAAAAGUCUUUUCAAUCCGAAAUUACAAUUGAAAAAAUAUUGUUGGUUCGGGAGUGCACACUUUCUUUAAAAGACGAGAAACUUCUUUUCAUGGCAUUUGAGUGGAUGAAACAGAGCGUCGCACUUUCAGCGGGAAAUUUGGAUAUUCAGAAAAUGCUUGAUGAAAAUUACAAACUGACAAUUAAAGACCUUUUUGAUAAAUCACUUUCAAAGAAUUUGGUGUCAAUAUUGAAAUACAUUUUACUCUAUUUAUUAAACCAACUGACAAUAGAAGACAUAGGAAACAAAGCAAAGACAAUAGAAACGCUUCAAGAGAUAUAUACAAAUCACACCACAGCGUUUUAUGAAACACCAGAAUUAUUUGAUGCUUUGAAAUAUCGAAUUGUUCCAAUGUUACUGACAGUUGUUGUUGUUCCUUCGAUUUUCAUUCAAAGUGCAAUAACAUCCAUCACACUUAAUUUCUUAGAUGAGAUAUUUUGUUUCCACCAUUCUUCGAUGAAGGUCGAAUUUGAGAAUUACAUCGUCCAGCUGAUUUACAUGAUUGAAUUGAUUUUCACAACAACAAGCGAUUUGGAAACGAGAUUCUCCCAUGACGUGAUUGUGCAAACAACAAAGCUCAUUGUCAGAAAUAUACGACACAUCUUUUUAAGAGAAAACAUGAUGGCCAACUUGUUUUUUAACUAUGAUUGUGAUCCUUACUGCACAGACUUGUUCCAAUUUUUUAUGAUGACUGUGUUCAAACACUUGAAUGGAGAAGGAUACAACAUGCUUCUUCCGGUCGUGUUGGUAUUACUAAAGUCUGUGAAGCCGUCUUCAAAUAAAACCACGUACAAUUGGCAAGACGCUCUUGAAACAAAGAAAUUUUAUCGACAAAUGUCAAACGCUUUUGCUGAAAACAACUUCACUGGUAUUAAAGAGUUCACACAAUGGAAAGCCUCCCAUGACAAAGAUGGAAAAGCACCAACACCAGAUGAAAUUGCAGACCUUUUCUUGACUAUUCCUCAAAUCAGCCGAACACGGGUCACAGAAUACUUUUUAAAUGACGAUGAGUUCAACCAAAUAGUUUUUGGAAACUAUUUAGAAAAACUUCAUUGUUAUGAGAUGGAUGUUCUCAAUUGUUUCAUUCGUGUUGUUCAAACGGUUGAACUGCCAAAAGAGAACGAAAACAUCGACAAACUGUUUUUAAAAGUAGCGCAAAACUAUGUCAAAAACGUGUCUUCCCAUGUCAACGAAAAUCAGAAUGCUCAAGAAGUCCCUGUCGAUAAGAAGGUUAACGACAUCGCUACGUUGUUUUCUGAUGUAAUAAAAUUAUCACUUUCGCCAGUCCCACGAAAAACAAAAAUAGAAAUUUCUCUCGAGGAGUUCGUGCAAAAAAACAACGACAACUUCUUACCAAAAGACGUUGUUGCUCAUAUUUAUCAAUACGUCGACACUCAUAUAAUUGUUGUUCCAAAUUGUUUACCAACAACAGUACCAACACAACAUAUUCACCUCGAUUUUAAAGAGCGAGAAUGUAUGUGCCGCCCCUACGAACUUGGAGUGAUUGACGUGUAUCCCAAAUUCAUCAGGGUAUUUACUCCCCUUUUGUUGGGCGCUCUAACCAAAAAGGAUUUGUUUAAAAAGGAAACAGCUGAGUGUUAUGUUUAUUUGGUCGAGGUUGGUAGGAUAUUACGCGACAAUGAAGUCGUCAAAGAAGUAGUCCACUCCCUCACCACGGUGUCUGGGGUCUUACAGAAUACUUCAUUUUUAGAAGAACGCAAAAAGCUCGACGAGGUCAUAGUGUUACUGAACAUUAUCAAGUCGUCAUUCCCGUUUUUGAUCAACAAUGAAGACACUGUCAGAGUCUUGAGCAAGUUGUAUAAACUUGGGGUUUUACAUGUCGAUGAUCCAAAAGACUUUCCUGUUCUUCAAACGAAGCAAGAGAAGAAGGAGGGUUGGUGGUUCACCAAUUUGUUUUACAACGAGAAUAGUCUUAUUGAACAAAGCAUCAAAGAAAUAACAAGCCAUGUUAAAUUUCAAGAAGUGUUUGUGGAUUACAAAAGUGGAGAAGAGAUAAUGAAGUACAUGAUCAUGAUGGUUCAAGAAUCAACUGGGGAAGACAGACUCGAACUUUUGAAUACUGUGCAAUACAUCGUGUUUAAUUUGCGAGAAAAACUCGACGAAGUUGUUGACAUUUUAAUAUCGAAUGUGACACUUGCAAUCGACUCAUAUCCGUUUUUUGAAUAUGUGAUGCGUGUUUAUGCGUAUGCAAUUGGUGUGAAAAAGAAUGGCAACCUUGCGUUGUUGGUUCCAUUCCUUACAUCACAACCACACCAACAUCUCACCACUGUCACUCCCCUGGUUUCUGCAAUCUUUUGUGGGAUAGUGAGUCAAAAACAAAUAGUAAUGGACAUUUUGAAAGAAAAGCCAAUUUUGGUACCGAUCGCGUGUUGUGUCCUUUUAAAAAGUGUCGACAAUGAUCGCGUCGACACAGUGCUCAUGAUUAUCAAAGGUCUUCAAAAUGGGGAAUCCAAAAAUGCGAUGAUUAGUAACUUAGUUCUUGCCAUUGGCGCUAAUGCGGAUUUAGUUGGGUGGAAGUCUUGUUUGGAAGAGUGUAUAGACGUGAUGAUAUCUUGCAACACUAUCAAUAGAAAUUGGCUCGAUCUAUGUGAAAGGAAGAGUGUUGAUGUCACCAAAGUACUGAACUAUGUUUCUGAAAAGGAAAUAACACCACAAACUGCAAAGGUUAUUAGUGAAAUAGUGAUGAUCUUAAUUGACAAAGAACGUUCCAAAUUACAAUCGCCCGUUCUUAUCAGUUCAUCGUCGCAAAUUCCAAAGGUAGACAGUGAGCUUGAGAUUUCUGAAGGGUAUGCUAUGAACAUUCUCGUGGAAUGUGCAAAGGCCGAGAAAGAGUUAAUGCCGAUUGUGGAGAUUAACAUUGUUGCUCUCAAAAAGUUAUUCCCGACGUCUUUUGUUGAAGGUUCGUCUUUCUACAAAACAGUAAUGGAAAACGUUCCACAAGAGAUUGUUCACAAAUUUUCCACACCUGCGUCUGAAAAGAAAGAACCAACAGACCACAUUUUGCCCGCCUCACAACAAGGGCAAGCUGCACCACCUCCAGUUCCUGUUGUUUCGCCAACAACUGAACCCCAAGAAAAGAUAGUCGUUCAAUAA